AUUUUCAAACAUUUGUUUUUGUAAAACUCACACUUAAAACCACUCAAGGUCUUGUUUAAUAUAAGUUGGGAAUAUGUGAUAAGAUCAUUACAUAACUUCAUAUAUACACUUUAGAUUAUGAACUUGAAAAAUAUUUAGUUAAAACUAUGAGUGGUUUAUCUUUUAUAAAGUCCACUAAGGGUAAAGUUAUUCUUGGAACCGUUUUUUCGUUACAUUUGGCAAUAUAUUUUGCGAAACCUUCAUUCUUCAAAGCGGAAACAAAGAUUACGCCGCCGCGAGAAGUACCGCCUAAAUAUUUACCAUAAGUGUAACUUUCAAGGAUAUUUCAUUAUAUAAAAAUCAAAGGUUAUCAAUUCAUGUUUUAUAAAAGACUCACGGUUUUUCCUCAUACUUUAGUAUGCAACAAUAUUGUGGUCAAUAUUUUAAGGAAAAUGAGUAAUUCAGAAAAAUUUAAAGUUUUUAUAUCCCGCUCUGAUAUGCCUGAAAGUGGUGUGGAUAUUUUAAAGAAACAAUGUGAUCUAAAAGUAUGGGAUGGUCCUAUGCCUAUUCCUAAAGCAGAUUUCCUUAAGUCUGUCCAGGGAGUGAAUGGAAUAUAUUGUUGUAUAACUGACAAGAUUGAUAAAGAAUUGCUUGAUGCUGCUGGGCCAGAGUUAAAAGUUGUAGCAACCAUCUCCGUUGGCUAUGACCACAUUGAUGUCAAAGAAUGCAAAAAGAGAGGGAUUAAAAUUGGAUACACUCCUGGUGUCUUGACAGAUGCCACUGCUGAGCUAACAUUAGCACUUCUAUUAUGUACCUCAAGGCGACUUCCUGAGGCUACACAUGAGGCCCGAACUGGAGGCUGGGUUUCCUGGGCUCCAACAUGGAUGACAGGUCCUGGUUUAGCUGAUGCCACUGUGGGAAUUGUUGGCUUUGGUAGAAUUGGUCAGGCAGUUGCAAAACGUGUUAAAUCUUUUAACACAUCCCAACUCCUCUACUUCAACCGAAGUGAAAGACCAGAAGCCAAAGAAAUUGGUGCUUCCAAAGUAAGCUUUGAUGAAUUACUUUCUAAAAGCGACUUUGUUAUAUGCUGUGCAGCAUUAGCACCGGAAACCAAGGAGAUGUUUAAUAGAAAUGCAUUUAAAAAGAUGAAAAACUCUGCUGUGUUUAUUAAUACAAGUCGUGGAGGAAUUGUUGAUCAAAAUGCACUAAUAGAAGCAUUGCAGAAUGGUACUAUUCGAGCUGCUGGUUUAGAUGUUACUACACCAGAGCCUUUGCCUUUAGAUAGUCCAUUGUUCAAAUUAAAGAACUGUGUUAUACUACCUCAUAUAGGCAGUGCGGCAAUACAAACUAGAUCAAACAUGAGUGAGAUGACAGCCAACAAUAUUUUAGCUGGCCUGAAUGGUACCAAAUUGCCUGCAGAAUUGGACUAAUUUAUAAAUUUAAUAAAAACUAUUUAUGGC
This is a messenger RNA of Pieris brassicae (large cabbage white), 1439 nucleotides long. RefSeq names its product glyoxylate reductase/hydroxypyruvate reductase. The transcript is spliced from 3 exons. NCBI's taxonomy places the organism in Eukaryota, Metazoa, Arthropoda, Insecta, Lepidoptera, Pieridae. The record is from RefSeq and is a predicted model, not a curated record. Gene Ontology annotation, cellular component: cytosol. Gene Ontology annotation, molecular function: hydroxypyruvate reductase [NAD(P)H] activity; hydroxypyruvate reductase (NADH) activity; glyoxylate reductase (NADPH) activity. Bases 357 to 1409 code for a protein of 350 amino acids.